CGCCGCAUCCUGAGACGUUUGAAAGGGCUCUAAAGGCUCAGUGUUAGUUUCAAUCAUCCGGAAAGUUUUGGGCGGCACGGCGCUUUUGAACAAGCAAACUUAGUAAGCAAUAAAAAAAUGAUACAAAGAAAACUUUAAGGGGAAUCGGCAAGUGGGGAUAGGUUUGCCGCUUCCGUUGUGAAGGUCGCCAAUAGCGUGCUAACACAUAUUCAGGUGUCAUUUACGCCGCUAUUUCAACGGCGAGAUAAUCUGAAAUACCCGGCUAUCUACGAUGGUGUUUGUUAAUAAGUGAGAAAAAGAUAAGUGAUUAAGUGACAAAGUGGACAAACUUGGAUGCUGGGAAAACACAUUUGUUUUUACUAAAUUUAUUGUUCCGCGUCAAGUUACUCCCGUUCUGAACCCAUCCGCUGAUAAGUUCGUAAUCGUCAUGAUUUAUAAAUAGGCUGAGGUGCUACGAAAGGUCGCUCAUGUAGACGCGUACUUGUCACACUGGUCGAUAACUAUGGUGAGACAUGAGCAUAUUCUGCUUCGUUCUACUGCAAUAGUAAGCACGAAAACCAGUUCGAUUAGGCACCCCGUAGAAAGGCAAACCUACAGUGAAUCAUAUUCAAGCAGCAAACAGCUGGAAAACAUAAGAACGGCGAGCACUGAUGUGUUCAAAUACGUGCUACGCUAGCACGCUCAUAAUACCUGUUAGUUUUUUGUUCGAGUUGAGCCGAUUAACAGGAAGUGAGCAAAGCUAGCGGUUACAGACAUCUAUUGUAUACCGAGCAGUUUACCAUAGCCCGGCGGAGUCCACUCUUGUGAGGAUUUUUGCAUUGUGCUUCCUACUAUCUAACUUGUGCUAACUAUAAUCCCAUGUGAUCGUCAUGUUGAGGUCGUGGAGCUUAGCUAGUGAGGCACCAUCCAGCAGAUAACCAUAUGGACAGUCGCACAUUCUACUUGUUGCAAUCUGCUCUGCUUUGUUCUGUCCUCGACACGGCCUCACCAGUCUUCGCCGAAAGCCUGAUCCGGUUGUAGGUACCACGUCAACUUGCCUCUCUACGCAAUCGCCGAUACCGACCGUAAACCGGCUGUAUGCACCUGCCAAAAGUAGCUACUUGGAAUAACAGUUUUGCACGUGUGACCAGAUUGUCAUCGAGAAGAAAUUCCCUGGGUGAGCGCGGUGGCGGUGAUAGUAGCUACCUGACAAAGGGCAAAAUUUUCACGUGGUCACAACUCCGACGCGAACAGGCAUCGUCAAAGAACAGAAAGAAAAAGACGGGCAAAACGAAACAGAAAGGGAGUCAGAGAAGGGCAAAGAUGUAGGAGCGGGCAAUGAAAAACAAAAGGCUGAUAUCCAUAAGAGCAAGCUGGCUUCCUCAGAUCCCCCUCGGAGGGGUCGUGAUCAGGCUGUGGCGGUACCCGAGAGCGUGUAGCAUCCAUCUGUUGCAAUAAUGUGGGUUUAACUAAACCCAAUCCGUGACAAUCCUUCACUUGAGGAACAAGCAUAACAAGAAAGGUCCUUGCUCUGCACCAAGAUUGCCAGGGCAUUUGUCGUUAUCGUCACUGCACUCGUAAGGCGGAUGUAGAUGCGCAUUCAAUAUAUCAUCGUGACGACUUUCUACGAUGUGACCUGACGCCUAGGCAACAUGGGCCCGCGUAAAAACGUGUCACCGAAUUGGACGCUGAAUUACCGCACCGCAAUUACUGAUCCACUGCCAUUGACCUGUGAUUAUGUAGAUUGCAGUGAUCCAAUCAUUGGUCAACUGCGACUGCAAUGGCUCGACCGGUAUCGAAAAUAUGGCAAUAUACUACCGGCGUUUCUGCGUCUAAAAUCCUGCCUGUUGUUCCUUCACCCCUGUACUCUUUCAGCAUUAGUUCUACUAAUGGCCGCGGCGACUAUUUCAGUAUUGGGAUUAGAAACUCAGCCGACGCCCCUACAUGAAAUUAACACAUCUCUACCACUAACACAAGCUCCAUCGUCAGUGUUUGCAUUGGGUAUCCCACAAGAGUCCGGCCACUGCCCCAGGCUCUGCGAAUGCAUAUGGAAGAUGGGCAAAAAAACGGUUCUGUGUGUCGGCGCCCAACUCACCGAAGUUCCUCAGAAACUCCACAAAGAUACCCAAGUUCUAGAUCUUUCCGGAAAUAUUCUUCAGACAUUUGAGUCGCGGGAGUUCCAACGCCUUGGCUAUACAAACUUGCAGCGGCUUUUUGCUUCACGCUGCGGUUUGGUCCAUCUGGCAGACGAAUCGCUUCAGUUGCUGCAUAAUCUCGUCAACCUAGAUCUCAGCGCGAAUUUCCUCACCAGGGUGCCAACGCGAGCUUUGUCGGACUGCUUGGCCUUGCGGAAAUUAUCACUCAACAACAAUCCCAUCGAAGUUUUACAUGACGAUGCGUUUUUGGGUUUAGGCCGUCUAGGUACGCUCGUGCUAACCAGUUGCCAACUGAAAACGAUCGAUCCGCAUGCGUUCCGAGGCCUUCGUCUUCUUGAAUUCCUAAGGUUAUCGCACAACUUUCUAACCAAAGUACCUCCUGAAGCAUUCGCUCAGCAUCUUUCAACUCAGCAUCUACACGGAGUUGACCUUGAGGAAAAUCCCUGGAUGUGCGACUGCAAGAUGCGGCAAGUUCGACAAUGGAUGUCAAAUAACAAUAUUCCAUUACCACUGCCACCGAAGUGCGCGCAGCCUUCGAGGUUACAAGGUAUUUCGUGGCAAGCUCUAGACUUUGACGAUUUCGCGUGCCCACCCGAGUUAGCAGCGAUGGACGCCUCGGUUACCGCCUCGGAAGGUGAUAAUGCAACUCUCCGUUGCGAGAUUGACUCUCAGUCGCCGGCUGACAUCCGGUGGUCGAUCAGGGGCCGGCAAAUACGAAACAUGACAAUGAUGUCGUUCGGCAACCAAAUGUACGUUGUCCAGGAGAAGUAUAUUUCCGCUGUUGGAUUCAACUUCAAAUCCAGUGUCCUCACGAUUGUCAACGUAAUGCCAAAGGACGGCGGUCCCUACAGUUGUGAGGCGAUUAAUCGUGCCGGCAACGUAUCGGCUUCUAUGACGCUCAUCGUUCAUCCACGUGCCGAAGCGUCCGUUGUUCUCAUAGCUUCAGUUGAAAUAGGCGGAGUCGUUAUUGGAGUCUUGUUGACCAUCGUUGUUCUCGUAGGUUCCGUCUGCCUGGUCAUGCAGCAAUAUUCGCAGUACUGUGAAGAACGCGAUGCUCUUGAGGCGGCCAUUCCGGGAAAAAAGCAAAAUGGCAUGACCACCCUUCCUGACACGGGGACGGAUCGCGCAGGCCAGCGUUUUGCUGCUGAAACAAACGAUGCGUUUUACAAAUCUUCUAAUCGAGCCCAAUCGCCUCCAUCAUCGAACAUGAAGGAAAAGCCAUGCUACGAGACGAUUGUCACUGUCCAAAAGAACAACACCAUUGACUGGACGACAAUCCCGACGUCUGUCCUUACGGAACCCACAAUCAAAACUGGCAUAGGUACUGUAGCGUCGAUCGUUCUAUCGUCGGCAGGAUGUCAACAAUCUCCUGAAGUUAGCACAGAAAGCGUUCCUCCAACGAUACGAUCAGGCGCGGCGUCGUCACUCGCUCCUGCUCGAUUAUGUUACCAUACGAAUGUCGAAACUCCGAUUAACCCAGAAGAUGGAGGACAUAAUCGCAGUACCGACGGUAAUUGUAGUACUAGCUAUAGCAGUUUGAUUAGCCAUAGCAAUUAUGCGACUUGUAAAACUGCAACGUCGUUGACAGGAGUCACUUCACAUGUAGGGACGCCGUUGACGUCUACCGAGCUGUUGACCACAAUAGGGUCAUCGAUUUGCAGUGCUAGCCAUUAUAGCCAUCAUCAUAUCGAUAUGCUCCUUCCAAAUCCGGAAAAUUUUUCCCACAGUACGCCUGUUCACUAUCAUGAUAAAGACGGGACUAUUCACAUAUAUCAAAGCGGCCUAGAAGGUAAUAGGCAGUUAACAGGUAAUGUGGUUUUAACUAAUCUUCUGCACCAGUCCGCCUUAGCAUAUGUAGCUGCAUCGUCUUCGGAAGAACCCAUCGAAGAUGGCGCCGGCGGCGAAAAGAAGACGUUUGAUCGCACGACCACUGCUAGCAGACUCGUGAAGGCCAUAGUUAGUGAACUCGAAGAGCGGAUCGCUGACCGUAUCACUGAACACCUUCGAAAAACUGCCGUCGCCACCAAUGAAAACCUCAACGAAAGCAGCGCAGUUCCGUUGCCAGCAGCAAAGGCAUGUCAUAGCAAUAUAAGUAGCUCUACUACCCAUAAUUGUGACAAUAGCAGUGGAACAGCUAUUGAUGUAGCCUAUUUGGGCCAAUCGCGGACCUAUCACGCGGCACGGGGAGAAACACAGCCGCAUGCGUUCUCAUUGGUGCCAGCGGUCGGAAACAGUCUUGAGCGUUACCGGGUUGGUUCAUCAACGGGAAAAAGCUCAAUAACGGCAUGCAACGUGUCGACUAGUUUGGUUCAGGGGUCAGUACCUCCGAGAUCAGUGGCUGAAAGGGCAAUCGAAAUCGCUGGGCCACGUCGUGGAAACGUCAACUUCGAAGCUCUGUUAAGACAAAGAGCAUCGAGAGACAGUCCCGACGAAGGCCUCGGUGACGAGGUGCGCGAAGAUGAUAGCCACCGAAACAAGGACAUGCAUGGAGCCCCUUACUGCUGAGCCAAUUUUCAAUGCGUAGUUUGUAUCGCUUCCUGUGUGAGAAGCUAUAAAAUAGACACAAGAGGCUAGAGAAACGUUCGUCAUAGGAAUGGGACGGUAACAUCAUAUAAUCGCCCUUACGCGUACGAUCUGACGUUUAUCAGUACUAUUUUCAAUUGAUUUUUCCAUCAACACUAGCAGUAAGCGAUACGAGUCAGAACUUUCGCCCGAUCAUCAUCUUAUGAAAGUCAAAUUUACUCGAGAACUGUGCGCGUGCGAGUUGGUACGUGAAACGAUCAGUCACACGACUAUAUUUAUUGGUCAUAUAUUAAUCAAUGUCUGAUCAAGGACCUCACUACCUUUUACCUUAGUAGCAGUUUAAACUCUUUACAUGGACUCAAUUUACAGAACGAUCAAAAAUGACUACUUUCAUAAAUAUAAAAUAUGCACCUCAAAUAUAGAUUUGCAUUUAGUUACUACCAUAAACAUAACAGUUCCCGACCAUUAUCUGCUCGACGAUCUUCAAUGUUUCGAAUAGUUCUAUUGCUUUUAUUACUACCCAACGCUUGGUUCGUAAACAUCCCCAAACGAACAUUUAGAAUAAUAAUGCGUAGACAUAAUUCAAUCAGAGCUACCUAUUCGUACUGAAGAAGUUAUCCAACCUUAGGGCCUUGACCUCCCACGGCGCCACGCAUCACUAGAAUACCUCUGUUUCUCUUUUGAUAAACUGAUGAUGCUUGCACGGCCUACUGGCCGGGAAGUGGGGUCUCUCUGGUUGUCGACAGAAUCAUAGCGGUUGAAAAUAUAUCGUCAUUCGGCUAACGCGAGUGCGUUGACCGCCACGCGACACCUUGAUCGAAACACAUGUAACGUCCUCAAAUAAUUUUCAGGUAAAUUAACAUUAUCAUUACAUAAAUACACCAAGCAAAGCGUCUGUGAUCUGUAUGUUGGAUAUGUGUAGGGCAUAGGUAAAAUUUGCCUUGUUCGAGCAACACUUACGUGUCGGAUCACGGACAUCCGAUGAUUCAGAAGGCAAGGGGUGGCAUAAUGACUCAUCAGUCACCGAUGCGACUCGACGGGUCAUAGACCGAAAGUAAUAGUGGGAGCGGUUUGCUUGAAUGAAAAAGAGGAAAAACAGAAAGGAUCGAUGUGUGGUACGCCGUGGUAACGUGUAAUGGUUAGCGUUAAACGUCAAAGAACAAGAGUUUACUGACAAAGUUUAUAAAAUGAUAUGAAACUGAUCAGAAACGGACUAAAAACGUGAAGGACUACUGCAGUAGUCAGUAGCUGUUGGUGUCAUUCAUUUUUAAAGUUAAACGAAUACGAUAGCAGCUACGCAAAGGUCCUGUUAUCUAAACCUCUUGAGUACGCACCCCUUGAGUACGCUAUAUACACUUUAGCUUAGGCCAUAGGAUAGCGUAUGGCUGUCAAGUUGCACUAAGGCAUUUCUUGUAUACCAUUAUCAUUAUAUGUAUGUUACCCGAUUAGUUUCCUUAUUUUACAACUGGACAUUAUCCACGAGCAUACAUCACAAACAAGCCUAUUACCGGUUCUAAUUAAGGCCGACAGCGUACAACUAGAAAGGAUAUGAUCACUCGAAAUCAUUGACAUUAGUACAGAGGCAAAGAACUUCAGGCAACAAGCUAACAUGCUGAAUGGACUGAAACAAUAAGGGCAAGCCCGAAAGAAAAUAUCGCUAUUUUAUUAGUUUUACAGUUCGUAGAAAUCGACAUCACUACAGUUAUUUUACGUAUCGAACCCAUUGUAUCUUUUUUUUCCUAUUAAUCUAGACGAUACCCCCUCAUACACCCCUAAUGAGGACACUUUAGGCCGUCGUCGUACGCUGGAUCUGCGGGGGUCUUGUAACCUCCGCUGAAUUUUCUCUGUGUAAACACGCGGUACCAAGAGUCCGGCUGCUGGGGCGAUCAUGUUAACCCAAUAACCCAACAUAUUUUCUAUGUGUACAUAAUAAUCAAUGUAAUGCAAUGUAAUUAACUGGGAAGAGAAUACACACGAACUACGAACGUGUGAACACACACAGGUCAGCAAUGCUAUAACUACUGAUAGUAGUAGAGACGUAUCAAGUCGUUGUCCUAUUCGAAGUUAGCUCUGUUUUUUUCAUCAAGUUAGGGCCAUUUGUGCUAAGGCGUAAAACAGAACAAAGUCCAAUGUAGUAAUUUAACCGUUCGAGAAAAGACAAUUCGACUUCCUGCUCUCUAUACUUAGACACUGAUCUUUUCAAAUCGUGCACGUGCAUUGCAAAAAGGAAAUUCUGAUGACGUUUUUGCUAUUAUUACAACUACAAAUUUUUGAGGCAUCUAUGAGGUAUAUAGAAGCAAUUGGUUGUUAUACAUGAUAUGUGCAUGUGUGCAGAUGAUGGUGUUGAUAAAGAUAUGGGACUCGAUAAUAAAAAGGAAAACUUGAAGCCCCAAAACUUGAGUACUUCUGUCCGUAUUGGGUAUUCAUUUCUGCCGAAACUUUUGCCGACCCAAUCAGUGUUUCACUCAUUUGAUUAUAAAAGAAAAAUCAUCUCUUAGAUACAAGCCGCUGCACGCUUGCCCCGUAAGCUGAAGACGUACCUUCAAGGCGCGAAAGCAUAUCCAUAUAGAAUUGGCUAAUUUGAUACUCAUUUACGUUCAGAUGUGUCUAGUAGAUUCCAGACUGCAAACGGUUUGUAUAUACGUAGGGUAAGACAAAAACAGGCCUAUAGUGGAAAAACACUUGACCAAACAUGGGUCUACAAGUGUGAAAAAAAAAACAGGUCUAGCUCGAACUCUCUACCUUCUGCCCCAAAAGAAAAUCUACUUUCCACAGCUUUUGUUACUGUAUGCCUAAUUUUGUCCGAUCCUAUGCAUAUAUUAUGGAUGUCGACAAAGUAGCCUACGUUAGUACGGGCACCUCUAGUAUGUGUAAGUAGGUCCCACUAUGAAAGAGAAGAACACGAUGUUUAAUAAAUGCAAAGGAACAGGACAUUGCUUUGGAAU
Molecule: messenger RNA, 7603 nt
Organism: Varroa destructor (honeybee mite)
Lineage: Eukaryota; Metazoa; Arthropoda; Arachnida; Mesostigmata; Varroidae
Molecular function (GO): protein binding
Source: RefSeq, a predicted model, not a curated record